ACCUUUGAUCCCAUCUCUUAUUCCUCCGUUGGCCCAAGCUGAGCGCGAGCACAUUACUUCAACUUCCAGCCACCAAGGUCACCGCCACCCGCCGGAGGUUACAGAACCCAUUUGCCACCACCUCUAGCCCUCUCCCUUACACAGCCGCGCCACACCCUUUCCACUAUCUCUAUCUCCUUUUUCGCUUACAGAAACUCCAUUUCUCUUGCCAAAAAAUUCAGCUGCCUCUGAAGGUUUCGGGUCAGAGCCACUCGCUUUCAAAUGGUAUAAACUCUUAUCACUCUCCACCCUAAGCUUUCAUGGUGAGAUGAGAUCUCUUAUAACCAUAUUGACAAAUCUGAAUCUAUUUUAGCCAAGUGGUCAAGGCAGUCUCAAAGGGACCUGAUUACUACAACCUUAAUUCUGGAGGGUACGAGUCAUUGCCAUUUUCGACAUUAAAAAUUCACUCUUUCUGCUGUACCUUUUGCUUCUUUUGCCCAAGAAAGUUACGCCUUCUCCUUCAGUGAGCAUGAAAUUUCGCUAUGCCAUGGUGUGUUCAUCGAAUCAGAAUCGAAGCAUGGAGGCUCACUCACUGCUCAAGAGGCAAGGCUUUGAUGUGUCCUCCUAUGGAACAGGGUCCCAUGUUAAGCUCCCUGGACCCUCCCUCAGAGAGCCAAAUGUCUAUGAUUUUGGAACCCCUUACAAGCAAAUGUUCGAUGAUCUCAGGCGCAAGGACCCUGACCUUUACAAGCGUAAUGGCAUAUUGCCUAUGCUUAAAAGGAAUUCAUCUGUCAAAUUGGCACCUCAACGUUGGCAAGAGAAUGCUGCUGAUGGUUCAUUUGAUGUGGUGCUCUCAUUUGAAGAGAAGGUUUUUGAUAUGGUUAUUGAAGAUCUCCAUAAUAGGGAUCAAGCUCUUAUGAAAAGUGUGCUGGUAAUCAACUUGGAAGUAAAAGAUAACCAUGAGGAGGCAGCAAUUGGAGGUCGACUUGCUUUAGAUCUAUGCCAAGAGAUUGAAGCAGUUGAAUCUUGGGAGGAUUCUAUUGAUGAGAUUAUAGCCGCAUUUGAGACAAAGCACAGAAGGAAGCUUUUAUAUAGCAUCUCCUUCUAUUGAAGAUACCACUUUUAUUCUAUGAUUAACAACUUUACUAUUAUUAUUAUUAUUAUUAUUAUUAUUAUUAUUAUUAUGUAAAGUUUUACAAUGUUGUUCUAACAUAAUUUGAAGAAUUUUAUUUCA
This is a messenger RNA of Hevea brasiliensis (rubber tree), 1213 nucleotides long. RefSeq lists its product as uncharacterized. The transcript is spliced from 6 exons. The record is from RefSeq and is a predicted model, not a curated record. Gene Ontology annotation, molecular function: RNA polymerase II CTD heptapeptide repeat phosphatase activity. Bases 509 to 1090 code for a protein of 193 amino acids. Lineage: Eukaryota; Viridiplantae; Streptophyta; Magnoliopsida; Malpighiales; Euphorbiaceae. Gene Ontology annotation, cellular component: nucleus; mRNA cleavage and polyadenylation specificity factor complex. Gene Ontology annotation, biological process: termination of RNA polymerase II transcription.